Messenger RNA from Oryza brachyantha (malo sina), 1408 nucleotides. Its product is annotated as probable auxin efflux carrier component 5b. Lineage: Eukaryota; Viridiplantae; Streptophyta; Magnoliopsida; Poales; Poaceae. The coding region runs from base 86 to 1216 and encodes 376 amino acids. Gene Ontology annotation, biological process: auxin polar transport; auxin export across the plasma membrane. The record is from RefSeq and is a predicted model, not a curated record. Gene Ontology annotation, molecular function: auxin efflux transmembrane transporter activity. The transcript has 5 exons. Gene Ontology annotation, cellular component: plasma membrane; endoplasmic reticulum.
CUGAUCAUCAGUGGAGUGGAGUGGAGCUAGUCAGCUAGCUUAGCUUUGCUGUCUCGAUCGAUCGGCCGGUGAUUCGAUCACCAAGAUGAUCGGGUGGGGGGACGUGUACAAGGUGGUGGCGGCCAUGGCGCCGCUCUACUUCGCGCUGGUGCUCGGCUACGGCUCCGUGCGGUGGUGGAGGCUCUUCACGCCCGACCAGUGCGACACCGUCAACCGCCUCGUCGCCUACUUCGCCGUGCCCUUCUUCGGCUUCGACUUCGCGUCCCGCGUCGACCCCUUCGCGCUCAGCUACCGCGUCCUCGCCGCCGACGCGCUCUCCAAGCUCGCCGUCGCGCUCGCCCUCGCCGCGUGGGCCGCCUGCUGCUGCUUCUUCUGCGUCGGCGGCGGCGGCGGCGGCGGUGGAGCCAAGCGCCGCGGCGGAGGAGGAUCAGGGUACUCGGUCUCGUGGUGCAUCACCGGGUUCUCGCUGGCGACGCUGAACAACACGCUCGUCGUCGGCGUGCCGCUGCUGGACGCCAUGUACGGCAAGUGGGCGCGCGACCUCAUCGUGCAGAUCUCCGUGGUGCAGAACAUCGUCUACUUCCCGCUGCUGCUGCUCGCGUUCGAGGUGAGGCGCGCCUGGGGCGCCAAGCCGCCGUCGCCGUCGCCGCCUGCUGGUACCGACGACGGCGUGGAGGACGGCGGCGCCGCCGUGGAGGCGGCGGCGGCGAGGGCGAGGCAGUCGGUCUGGCCGCUCGUCAGGGCGGUGUGGCUCAAGGUGGCGCGCAAUCCGAACGUCUACGCGGGCGUUCUUGGCGUCGCGUGGGCGUGCGUCACGAACAGGUGGCAUGUCCAGACGCCAAGCAUCAUAGAGGGGUCAGUGCUGAUCAUGUCCAAGACAGGAGUUGGACUCUCCAUGUUUAGCAUGGGGUUGUUCAUGGCGUUGCAGGAGAAGAUCAUCGUCUGCGGCGCCGGGCCGACGGUGCUCGGCAUGGCGCUCCGGUUCGUCGCCGGACCGUCCGCCACCGCCGUCGGCGCCUUCGCGCUGGGGCUCCGCGGCGACCUCCUCCGUCUCGCCAUCAUACAGGCUGCACUUCCUCAGUCCAUCACAACGUUCGUGUUUGCAAAGGAGUACGGUCUGCACGCCGAAGUUCUCAGCACAGCGGUUAUAUUCGGGACAUUGGCGUCAUUACCAGUGCUGAUCGUGUACUACAUUGUUCUAGGCUUCAUACGAUAGGUGGUCACUGAUCAGACUCAAGUUUUGUCUCUUCAGGAAUCAAAGUGCAAUGCAAAGUAGCAUGACAAUCCCAUGAAGAUUGGUAGUAGUAUCGAUCAAGCUAAGCAAGGUACCUACAGAAUUUGUACUCUGUGCUCUUAGGUGAAUAAUAUAUCAGCAUUAUUAUCAUAUCUUUUCGCUUAUAUUUAUACU